GGUUUAAUUCAUCGGUUGACGUUGUUGUUGUAAGUGGAGGAGAAAUUACUUUGUCGGUGGUGGUCCAGUUUGGGAUUUUACACGGAGUUCCAUUAAUGAAGAUGUUAAAAAGUUAGGAAUUGUUUGUCUUGGAAACGUGUAUGGUACUCACGAGUUGGUAUUUGCUGGAAAACUAAAUGGGAUGAUGAAAACAACUGCGAGGCCGUUGAAGGUGUGGCAGGUAGAGUAGCACAAAGUAGAGGACCGCUUCCCCCUCGCCCCUGCCCUUGCCUUGAGUCUGCGUUUUAAUUUAUUUUUCUGCCCGGAUACAACCCGCAACCUGGUGAAUUCAUGAUCACAUGACCGUGGAUAUGGACGCAGUCCUGUCCGACUUUGUCCGUUCCACUGGAGCUGAACCAGGAUUGGCCAGAGAUCUGCUAGAGGGCAAGAACUGGGAUUUCACUGCUGCCCUCAGUGACUUUGAGCAGCUAAGACAGGUGCAUGCUGGGAACCUGACGUAUUCAAUCGCAGAGGACAGGUCUUAUCUGCCACCCGAAAAGGAGAUGGCCAGGGUAGGGCGGCCUAUACUCCACCGCCAAGAGGAUGUGGUGCAAGCAGCUACAGAAAAGCGUCUGUCGAGGGGCAUUUCCCACGCCAGUUCAACCAUCGUGUCGCUGGCCCGCUCUCAUGUCUCAAGCACUGGAGGUAGCAGUAGUGAACCACUUCUGGACACGCCCCUGUGCACUUUCCAGCUACCAGACCUCACCGUGUAUCGGGAUGACUUCCGUGGCUUCAUCGAGAGGGACCUUAUUGAGCAGUCGAUGAUGGUGGCCUUGGAGCAUGCAGGGCGACUGAACUGGUGGACGAAAGUGGUUUCAAACUGUCAGAAUCUGCUGCCUCUUGCAACAAGCGGAGACGGAAAUUGCCUGUUACAUGCUGCUUCGCUUGGUAUGUGGGGUUUUCAUGACCGGGACCUGAUGCUACGGAAAUCACUGUAUGCGCUGAUGGAUCACGGGUUGGAGAGAGAGGCAUUGAAGCGCAGAUGGAGGUGGCAGCAGACCCAGCAGAACAAAGAGUCCGGUCUGGUGUACACGGAGGAGGAGUGGCAGAAAGAGUGGAAUGAACUGCUAAAGCUCGCCUCCAGUGAGCCAAGAAUACACUACAGCACCAACGGCACCAACGGGGUGGAGUCCUCAGAUGAACCAGUAUACGAGAGUUUAGAGGAGUUUCACGUCUUUGUCUUGGCCCACGUCCUCAGAAGACCCAUAGUGGUGGUGGCCGACACCAUGCUGAGGGACUCAGGAGGAGAGGCCUUUGCUCCCAUCCCGUUCGGAGGCAUCUACCUACCACUGGAAGUGCCAGCUGCCAAGUGCCAUCGCUCUCCCCUGGUCCUGGCAUACGACCAGGCGCACUUUUCUGCCCUGGUCUCCAUGGAACAGAGGGAAAGCUCCAAAGAGCAAGCAGUUGUGAUCCCUCUCACUGACUCUGAGCACAAAAUGCUGCCGCUGCACUUUGCUGUGGACCCUGGGAAAGACUGGGAGUGGGGCAAGGAUGACACAGACAACGUGAUGCUGGCAAGUGUGGCUCUAUCUUUGGAGGCCAAGCUCCAGAUGUUACACAGCUACAUGACAGUCACCUGGCUGCCCCUGCCCUGUGAGCAAGCCCCUCUGGCCCAGCCCGAGUCUCCCACGGCAUCAGCAGGAGAGGAUGCCCGAUCGCCUCCUGACUCAGGAGAGUCAGAUAAGGAGUCAGUCAGCAGCAGCUCCAAUGGCAAUGGAGAAACAACAACAGGAUCAACUGUCAAUGGAGGAGGAUCCUUGGCCAAGAACAGCUCCUCUUCCUCAUCUAGUUCCUCCAGCAGUGGCUCGGCGGGGGCGGGGACAGGAACAGCAGGGAAGGACAAAUACAAGAAAGAGAAGGACAAGGAUAAAGACAAGAAGAGGGCAGACUCUGUGGCCAAUAAGCUUGGCAGUUUUGGCAAAAGCCUGGGCAGCAAGCUGAAAAAGAACGUGGGCGGACUAAUGACAGGAAAGAAUGCUGGAGCUGGAGGUGCCAAGCAGGAGGGUGUGGAGAAGAAGAAGGGCUCAUUUAGGGGGAGGAAGGGCAGCAAGGAUAGCUCGCCUUCAGCCCACGCCUCAGAGGAUUCUGGGAAAGGCUCCCCCUCCUCAGGUAGUGAGCGUCUCAAUGGAACAGGGAGCAGUAUGAGCAGCAGUGGUGGGAGCAGUACGGAGAGCGAUAACUACAAGUACAGUGCUGAUGUCAAGGUGAGCCUUGGCAUCAUGCGAGCCGCCAUGCAAGGCGAGAGGAAAUUAAUCUUUGCCAGCCUUCUGACUACCAGCAACCGGCAGCCUUUCCAGGAGGAGAUGAUCCAGCAGUACCUUGCUGAUGCAGAGGAGCGCUUUCGGGCCGAGCAAGAACAGCAGCGGCGUGAUGCAGAGAGGAAGGGCGUCACCAACGGCAUCCAGCCACCUAAGAAAGAGACCGUUGGCAGUACAGAGCUAACCUACCGGCCUUAUGAGGCCAAAGAGGAGCUGUCGGAGAACUUGUCACCUUCCUUUAACCAACUCAAGCCCUCUCUUUUGAGCCCCUCUAUGUACUCUGGUGUUCUGCCCAUCCCCCGGCCCUCCUUUAUAGACCAGACUCCUGCUUCGGCACCCCUUACCCAGCACCUUCAUAUGCACGGCUUCAUGGAUACUCGGCGCCAGCUAGCUGGUGGCUCCCCGGCAACCUCCUACCCCGGCCUGCCCUCUUACGCCACCCUUCCCCGGCACUGCCCCACAACACAGGGUCCCUCCCAACCCCAGUACAAUAACUCACAAGGCCCCACCUCCCUGAGUCCCUCUCGCCUCACGCCCUCGUAUCACCCUGAGUUUGACCCACCAGACUACCCUGGGUCUGAACCCACUGGUGGGAGUUACACCAACGGUUUCCGGGACAUGCGCUCCAACUUAGACUCUCGGAGUGGCCAACCCCCGGUCAGACACUACUCACUGGGCAGUGCCGGUGGUUUGGCCAGCCUGCAGUCCACCCGCUGUCGGACACCUACCUGCACCUACUACGGACACCCCGAAACAGGCAACUACUGCUCCUACUGCUACCGGGAGGAGCUGAAGAAGAGAGAGCCAGAACCAGCCAUCCACAGGUUCUGAACAAACUUUUGCUAUGGCUUGAAUUCGAUGAGUGGCCUUUUUCAGUUAAAAAAUAUAACGGCUGGGGCGGAUCAGCCUCUGAAUGGACAAGAGAAAGGCACAACCAACUCCCUCCUUUUUUUAGCUGUGUCACUUCCUGUUGGAAUAGACAACCUCAGAUAGGGGCAGAGAGUCGACACUGUGGCUGCCCGAUCUGUCCCGGAAACCUGAUUUGUUCUAAGUAUGUGCGAAGAUGGUUGAGGUUAGGCAUUGACUUUGAAUGGGUAGGGUCAGGAUUUGAAUUUGUUUAUUUUGCACAAUAAAAUCCAAACAGUUACACAAGAAAAUACAGAUUGUUACCCUAAAAGAAAAAGGUAUGUAACGAAAAGAGUCCUAAACAAAGAAGUUGAACCCAUGUAAGCAUUACAUAAACAACGAAGGCAUAAAAUAAAUUACAAGAAUAUAGAUAAAAUGAUUAGCCCAUUUGUCAGGGGAUAGGACCUGAAAAUCUGGUUUCCGGUAUGGGUCACGUAGUAACCGACACGACUACAGAAUAAGCAGGAUGGAUUCUGGCUGCUGGGGUUGCAUGUUAGACCAUAGAAACACUAACUGCACUUCUGUUACAUUUGUGUGUGUGUGUGUGUGUGUGUGUGUGUGUGUGUGUGUGUGUGUGUGUGUGUGUGUGUGUGUGUGUGUGUGUGUGUGUGUGUGUGUGUGUGUGUGUGUGUGUGUGUGUGUGUGUGUGUGUGUGUGUGUGUGUGUGUGUGUGUGUGUGUGUGUGUGUGUGUGUGUGUGUGUGUGUGUGCGCUUUGCAGGCUCUCCUCCUUUAUCAGUUUAAGGCCUUGCUACUGUCUCCUCCUAGUGGAGAGAAUGUAUAUGGCAGGCGCCACACAUAAUCCUCAUCAUCACGUAUAUACAGUACCGCCACGCAUAUACACUAAGUUAGAUUCACACUACUACAUACGCUGACAUGCAAGCACAAACAGAAAAGGCACGAGUGUCUCCACUACAUUUGUGGUCUGUGAUAUAUUUGGAUUGGUUAAUUAAGGGAUGUUUGAGCAUUUUGAAGUCCCAUCCAGUUAGGGUGAUUUCAGUGUUAUAUAGGUUUUACACUACAGCUACUCGAUGCUUGCGUCAUAUGUACCUCAAAACAGCAGAAUGAAUCCUUGCCUGUCACCAUUUGCAUAAUGCAAAUUUGAAACUACUGUGCAAUGCUGAAUGAUUAGGCGUUCUUUAGGCUGCUGUGGUGCUAAUGCUCCAGAAUGCAAACACAUAAAUAUUCAUGCAUUAAAGACAACUGCGUUGUUAUGCUUUUGACAAAACACAAUUGAUACAUCUGUAAAUUGGAUUAUAAAGAUGUCAACAUUUUAAAGAUUAAAUGCAAUUGGCCAGAUUGUUAACCAGGCAUUGUUGAACACAGGUGACAUAGCAACAUGGCAUUACAGUAAGAUACUGUUCCCAGAGUCUGAUCCAGAGUAUUAAAUAUGUUUGUUGUAAUGUUUCUCUAUCAUGGUUGGGCUUCCUCUUUCUGUAACAAUGGUUGGUGUUGAGGCAUUUGAUUUUUGUGGCCAAGACAGGCAUGCAAUACUUCACACUACAAAGUCAAAAUGUCACAUCCAGCACGACAGCUUUUGGAGACGCCCUUCAAAUGCGUAACAUUCUGUAAAGUUAAAUUAUUAAAAUGGGACUAAACACAUUUUGGGAUUUCAGAGAAGUAAAGUUAAUAAAUCAUUUGUUAUUAAACAAAUGACAGACUUGCUCUAAAUCAGUGGGGAUGUCUGCAGUCGUGACAGUUGUCUCCAAUUACUGUGUGCAUGAUGCAAAUGUUGAUACCCAAUAGCAUCCACAUUGUGUAAAUUCUGGUCACAAGUUCUGAUUCUGAAACUCUUGUUUUGAAAUGACAAACCCUCUGUGCUCUGGUGGUUGAGAAAUGUGAAGGAAAAAAAAUAUUUCAUACAAUCUCAUUAUCACAAAAAAGUCAUCCAUUCAUGUCGUCUUCACUAAUAGGACAUCUUAAUGCUAAUUGGUUUGGUUGCCCUCUGCAAAUUCGGAAGUUCUACUGACGGCAGUUUCUUUUUUCUGGCAUUCGUCCCGCCAAAUCCAGUUGCGUAUUCUCUUGUUGCACAAAUUCAAGCACUUUCCUGAUGUCCGUAGAUAGAAAAGUUUUACUGUUUUUGAAGUGGCCUGACUGUUGUCCUUUGUUCAUCUCUGCAGACACUGCCACCUCUGUUCAUGGGGAAUCAGGGGCACAGGCUAGAAGGGUUUCUCUAAAGGAUUCAGUUACUGUAGAGCUAAAGCAUUUUGGUGCCAGCGUCACCAUCUAACUCAGUUUCCUAGUUGCCUUUUUCAGCAUUUGUCCUCGUGGCAUCACCAUCCUGUUUGUACAUUGUGCAAGACGAACAUCAAGUGUCCACUGCUCGCUUUGCCUGCAGUCUCUACUACUACUGUCCCAAAAUUUAACAAAUUAUAAUUAUUUUUUAAAUCGUGGUGAAGCUAUUGAGAUAACGAUUCUUUUCAGUCGGGCAUAUCAACUAGUUGAUACCGGCUGAUGGUGUUUGAGUCUUCCUUAUAAUAAUCAAUCAAAUUUAAAGCUGUUUUAGUUGUACUAACGUCAAAAAGGCUACUUAAAUAUUUGUGAUUAUUUCUCCUAUGAGAAGCCAUGGUGAGGAAUUUCUUUUGAGGUAGUUUGACUCUUGUUGAUUGAUCGAAUCCGUUUUUUGGCAUUAAGUCUAGAAAAGCACAACUUAGUAUGCAAUUCACUGCCUUGCCCAGUUGAGGGCACUCUUGUUUUGUUUUUGUUUUUAACUCAGUUUGGAGCGACCUACACUCAAACUGCAAACAAAAAUAACCAAAAUAUUGGGGAAUUAUUUUCAGUAGUGCUAUUACAACACUAUGUAACACUAUAACAAUAUUUUCUAUCUUGCUAAAGCUGGUCAAUGAAUACAGGAGUUUAUUCGCUGCAUUUAAAGUAACACUAGAUUUAAAUGACAAGAAAACACUUAAAUCAUGCUAUUUCCCAAAAAGAAACGUGCAUUUGCUGUGUUUAUGUGUGUGUCCAUGCACUGGCAUUUUGAUUCAGACAAUACCCAUCAAGUGUUCCCUCACUGUGGGAAGAUGAUGCCUGUUU
Molecule: messenger RNA, 6234 nt
Organism: Etheostoma spectabile (orangethroat darter)
Lineage: Eukaryota; Metazoa; Chordata; Actinopteri; Perciformes; Percidae
Gene: otud7b
Product: OTU deubiquitinase 7B
Exons: 12
Coding region: 339-3128 (929 amino acids)
Biological process (GO): protein K11-linked deubiquitination; protein K48-linked deubiquitination; protein deubiquitination involved in ubiquitin-dependent protein catabolic process
Cellular component (GO): nucleus; cytoplasm
Molecular function (GO): DNA binding; cysteine-type deubiquitinase activity; K63-linked polyubiquitin modification-dependent protein binding
Source: RefSeq, a predicted model, not a curated record